This is a messenger RNA of Nicotiana attenuata, 2391 nucleotides long. RefSeq lists its product as uncharacterized. The record is from RefSeq and is a predicted model, not a curated record. NCBI's taxonomy places the organism in Eukaryota, Viridiplantae, Streptophyta, Magnoliopsida, Solanales, Solanaceae. Gene Ontology annotation, molecular function: catalytic activity. The transcript has 6 exons. The coding region runs from base 1 to 2391 and encodes 796 amino acids.
AUGACUGACCAAGCAGUUACAUGCAAGGUCAGCCAUAGAAGACUGCAGAUAGAAUUUAUGAUGACUGUGGUGUAUGCAUUCAACACCAAAGAAGAAAGAAGAAGUUUGUGGAACUAUAUUGAGAAUAUGAAUAGGAAUCUGGGAGGCCCAUGGAUAAUUAUGGGUGAUUUCAAUGCAGUCCUACAUACUGAUGAUAGGGUUGGGGGAAAUCCAGUAAGCCUAGCAGAAGUAAUUGAGUUUCAAAAAUGCAUAGAUCAGUGUGACUUGAUGGAGAUGCCAACUAGUGGGAGCAGAUAUACUUGGAGUGAUAGGCAUGGAAAUGAUAGGAUUUUCUCAAAAAUAGAUUGGGCAUUCAUCAAUACAGCAUGGCUCAAUUUAAUACCAACCUACAGGGCUACAUAUUUAGAAGAAGGCAUUAGUGAUCACUGUCCAAUGAAGCUGUCUAUGGGAGACUCUAGCAGGAGGACAAAAGAUACAUUUAAAUUCUGUAAUGUUUGGGCAUCACAUCCAAACUUUAUAGACAUAGUUAAGGGAGUAUGGAUGAAUGAGAUUGAUGGGUGUAGAAUGUUUCAGGUGGUCAGGAAACUUAAAAUGCUAAAGAAUGAAUUGAAGAGGUUAAAGAAGAGACAUUUUAGCAACUUGAUAGAAGAAGCAGAUGCAGAUAGAUUGGCACUGGUCACGGCACAAGCAGAACUUCACAAGAAUCCUCUAGAUGCUGGAUUACAGAUAGAAGAGAAGCAAAGGUACUUCUUCUCAGUAAUCAAAUACAGGAGGAUGCAGGAAGCAAUCAUACAAUUAAAAGACAAAAAUGGAGUUAACCAAACUGAACAAGAAGACAUUGCAGAGAUUUUUCAAUUACAAUUACUAAGACCAUAUACAGGAGAAGAAGUGAAGAAAGCAAUUUUCAGCAUUAAUGACACCAAAAGCGCUAGACCAGAUGGGUAUGGGAGUGGCUUCUAUAAAGCAGCAUGGACAAUAAUUGGAGGAGAUGUGACAAAAGCAGUACUGGAAUUCUUUGAAAAUGGAGAAUUACUCACCCAGAUCAAUUCCACCAGCAUAGCACUUAUACCAAAAGUGAAGAAUCCUGUCCAGAUUGAUCUAAAGAAGGCCUAUGACAUGGUAAGAUGGGAAUUUCUGGAAGAAGUACUCAGAGGCUAUGGCUUUCCAAUGCCUUUCAUUCAACUAAUAAUGGUAUGUGUUAGAACAACUAAGUUCACAGUGAAGGUGAAUGGUGCAGGAUAUAGAUAUUUUAAAGGAAGAAGAGGAUUGAGGCAGGGAGAUCCUAUGUCUCCACUAUUAUUUGUGCUUGUUAUGGAAUACUUAACAAGAGAUGACUUGAUGUUAUUCUGCAAAGGAAAUAGUCAGUCUAUUAACAGGAUGCUGGAGGUGUUGAACCAUUUCAGUGCAGCAUCAGGUCUGGUAGCAAAUAUGGAGAAAUCCAACAUAUACCUAGCAAGAAUGGAUGAAGAAAGCAAGCAAGCCAUUGUGAAAGCAACAGGGUUCUCAGUGGGUACUCUUCCUAUGAGAUACCUGGGAUUGCCACUUACAUCAAAGAAAUGGAGCAAGGUGGAAUGUCAUCAGUUACUGGACAAAAUCACAACAAAUAUUCAAACAGGAUAUGCCAAGCUUUUAUCAUAUGCAGGCAGACUGCAAGUAAUCAACUCUGUACUCUUUGCAGUAUAUAACUUCUGGGGAGCUGUUUUCAUUCUGCCUCAAAGUGUAAUUAAAGCAAUAGACAGGAAAUGUAGGGAGUAUCUAUGGGGUUCUGUAGAAGGUCACAGAAAAAUGGCUUUGGGAAAUGCAUACAGGCUGACCAGAAAUGGGCAGUAUAUUGUAACUAGAAGUUACAAUGCAAUGUUGGGAUAUCUGCCAAGAUACAGGGAAAUGAAACUUAUAUGGAAUAGGAUACUGCUACCAAGGCAUAGGUUUGCAUUAUGGUUGGCUUAUCAACAAAAAUUACAAACAAAGGGUAGAUUAAUGCAGCUAAACAUUCCAAUAACAGACACUGCAGAAUGCUGCCUUUGUGAUCAGGGAAUACUUGAAACACAGCAGCAUUUGUUUGGAGAUUGUAGCUGGUUUAAAGAUAUGAAGGAGGCUUUAAUGAACUGGGCAAGAAUCAAGUUACCAAAUAAGGCAAUACCAGAACUACUAAGAUGGAUUAGUAGAAGGCAUUGGAAGCAUAUAAAGAAAGAGGCUGCAACAGCACUCAUAGGAGCAAUGGUGUAUCAAACAUGGCAAGCUAGGAACUGGAGGAUCUUCAGACAAAUUGCAUUGAAGAUGGAGUUUUGUGUUGGGCAAAUCAAAAAGGAGAUAGCAUACAGGGUAAGCAUGUAUGCAGAGUCCAAGAGAGCAAGCCAAUGCUCAUUGAUGAUACAAAGACUGUGUGCUUAA